Struthio camelus australis is the source of this 1204-nucleotide messenger RNA. Lineage: Eukaryota; Metazoa; Chordata; Aves; Struthioniformes; Struthionidae. The record is from RefSeq and is a predicted model, not a curated record.
CUGCUGACGGUGGUGGUGAUCUUCCGGAUACUCAUUGUGGCCAUUGUAGGGGAGACGGUGUACGAUGACGAGCAAACUAUGUUUGUGUGUAACACGCUGCAGCCAGGCUGCAAUCAGGCUUGUUACGACCAGGCUUUCCCUAUUUCUCAUAUAAGGUACUGGGUGUUCCAGAUCAUCAUGGUGUGCACUCCCAGCCUCUGCUUCAUAACGUACUCUGUUCACCAGUCUGCUAAGCAGAGGGAACGGAGGUACUCCACUGUCUUCCUCACCUUGGAGAGGGACCAGGACUCAAUGAAGCGUGAGGACAGUAAGAAAAUCAAGAACACCAUUGUCAAUGGGGUGCUGCAGAACACCGAGAACUCCACCAAAGAGGCAGAACCAGACUGCUUAGAAGUGAAGGAAAUCCCCAAUCCUGCUAUCAGAACUACAAAGUCAAAGAUGAGGCGGCAAGAAGGCAUUUCUCGAUUUUAUAUCAUUCAAGUGGUCUUUCGAAAUGCCCUAGAGAUUGGAUUCUUAGUGGGACAAUAUUUUCUGUAUGGAUUCAAUGUCCCUUCCAUGUACGAAUGUGACAGAUACCCUUGCAUUAAAGAAGUAGAGUGCUAUGUCUCUAGACCCACUGAGAAGACUGUAUUCUUGGUAUUCAUGUUUGCUGUCAGUGGGAUUUGUGUGGUGCUCAAUUUGGCAGAACUGAACCACUUGGGCUGGAGAAAGAUCAAAAUGGCAGUGAGAGGAGUACAGGCAAAAAGGAAAUCCAUAUAUGAAAUCAGAAAUAAGGACCUGCCAAGAAUGAGCAUGCCUAACUUUGGCAGGACUCAGUCAAGUGACUCAGCUUAUGUGUGAGGCUGUGACAGAACUGAAACACUGUGCCAGGUGGAACAGACCCAGACACCAUUAGAGAAAGGUACAUUGCUUAGGCAAGCAUUUUAUCAAACCACCAAGAAAGCCAUUAAGGUAUUGGAUCUGCACUUACUGAACUAGAUGCAAAAUGCAGUGCUAUGUAAAAGACUGAAAAAACACCUAUAAGACCAUGCUUGAUCUAGCCUUACAGCACAGUUACUAUUAUUAUCCUUUUUCUUUCUAAUGAUUGGGUGUUAUCUUUCGAUGGAGCAGCUUUUUGAUCAUCAUUAGGAUGAGACUACAGUUUGGGCUGUGUCUGACUAAUUGUUGUAAACGUGUAGAAUGUUCUUAUUAAAAAUCUGCAAGG